AAAACGAUGACGCCGGGAAUCAGCUACCGCCUUCUGCAGAAUCCGGGGUGGUCACGAUUCUUCGUCACGACGUUGUUCGCCACCGCUUAUUGUGCGGCGAUCAGUAAUGUUGCUGCGGUGGCGGGGCAGAGCAGUAGCAAUAACGCGACGGUGGCUAUGAACGUAGGGUCAAUUUCCGAUUCCGACGGUUCGCGCACUAACAACACCACCACCCGCGCCGUCAUCAACACCACGAAUUCCAGCAGAGACGGCGUUGUUGAAGCUGCUGCUGCUGAUUCAGAUAUUGCAGGAGCAGCCGUGAACGUGGUUGAGGGAGAUAAGCAGACCAAAAUAGAAGAAGCAAGGAUUGGCAAGAACAACAGGAGGUGCAAGGAGUCUAGUACCUCGGUUGCUUCAGAGAACAAGCGUUGGUUGAACAGCUUCCGGAGCCUGUUUCUGAUUGCUGGCAUGGCUGCAGUUUUAGCAAUCUGUGUUUUUAUCGUCGUGUUCGUUUACAAGCACGGGAAGCUUGUGUUGCCCCAAGAAGACGAUUCACAAUGGAAACCUUCGUUCUGGAGAAGAAGUCAGGAUCUGUUCAGGACGUUCGACACGAAAGAUCUCAAAUGCCGUACUAUCAGGGACGACAGAGUUUGUAGCGACGUUCAUCUCGCCAAUGUGAAUGCGCUGAGCCCCUCCACGUAUUCCGUUCGCCUGGAGUUUCCUGCGGAUUCACCAGAAACACCUACUCUGAUGAUGGAAUCUUUGUGGAUUCGACCCGAAGACCUACUCCGAUGA
Molecule: messenger RNA, 774 nt
Organism: Linum tenue
Lineage: Eukaryota; Viridiplantae; Streptophyta; Magnoliopsida; Malpighiales; Linaceae
Source: the annotation of a GenBank genome assembly